AUGUUUCUGUUUCACCUCUUUGUGCUUCAGUCUGCAGUGGCUGCAGUUGUUCAGAGAGCAGGAGAGGACGUCACUCUGACUUGUCAACAUGAGCUGGAGGGUCAGCGGGACUGUAAUGGAACGUCAUGGUACUACGAUUAUAGUAGAUCUUCCGUGGAGCUGGUUCAACUUGGGAAGAUUAAAAACAACAGUGAAAUAGAACCAGACAGACUGAGAGUUACAGCUGAUUGUUCUCUGAUGAUAAAGAAAGUCACAGUUCAGGAUGUUGGUCUUUAUUACUGUGGACAAGAUGACAUAAUAUCUCACUCAUCUGGCGCCUAUCUCUCUGUCGUCACCAUAGUGACUGAACAGAAAGUCGAUGACGAGGAGACACUGAAAUGCUUCGUGACGCCUUCAGAGGAAAACUGUGAACUGGAAGUGAAGUGGAAGAUCAAAGAUCAAGAUAUUGAUGAAGUCAACAGUCAGAUCAAGACAGAAAAGAAUGGAUGUUCUGCCACUGUGACUCUUAAAAAGUCACAUUAUCUUCACCCACAAUCACACUUCCUGAGCUGUGAAGUGACUGACUGGACAGGAGAAAAGUUUUGUUUCAGUCCUCGACCCUCAGGAGACACAAAAUCAACAGUAAAACCAGAAACCUUGUCAAAGUCGACCACAACUGGAACCAGUGGAGCUUCAGCAGAUCCACAAGGUCUGAGCAGAAAUCUGGCCGUCUCUCUGGGAUUAGCAGCACUUGUCAUUUGUGUUGUGACGGUUAACAUGUGGGCCAGAAUUAAAGAAGAACAGAUUCAACGAGAUGGAACCACAGAGGUUUACCUAACCCAGCGCUGUUUGCAGACUCGGCGUGAAGAAGACGAGGCUGCAGUGACGUACGAGAACCUGGGAGAGACGUCUGUUUCUGUCCGACUCCACUGAGCGACAACACCAGUCCACUGCUGCUGAGUCAGCACUUUCACUGUUUUCUCUAAAUUCAGGAUGUUGUUUUAAAUGAAGCUGUUCUCAUUUUUGUCUUUUUUCUCUCUCUUUUUUUUCAAUUUCUCUUUCUGCAUGUGUCAGUUUGAGUGACGUUAGACACGUAUAAAUAAAUCUCAUCACAUUGCUUCCACUAAACAGGAGCUUGGUGA
This is a messenger RNA of Salarias fasciatus (jewelled blenny), 1121 nucleotides long. RefSeq lists its product as uncharacterized. Gene Ontology annotation, biological process: interleukin-15-mediated signaling pathway; positive regulation of ERK1 and ERK2 cascade; T cell activation. The coding region runs from base 1 to 912 and encodes 303 amino acids. Gene Ontology annotation, molecular function: protein tyrosine kinase binding; MHC class II protein binding. The record is from RefSeq and is a predicted model, not a curated record. Gene Ontology annotation, cellular component: external side of plasma membrane; membrane raft. NCBI's taxonomy places the organism in Eukaryota, Metazoa, Chordata, Actinopteri, Blenniiformes, Blenniidae. The transcript has 7 exons.